Molecule: messenger RNA, 907 nt
Organism: Myxozyma melibiosi
Lineage: Eukaryota; Fungi; Ascomycota; Lipomycetes; Lipomycetales; Lipomycetaceae
Exons: 3
Coding region: 211-846 (211 amino acids)
Cellular component (GO): membrane; cytoplasm; mitochondrion
Source: RefSeq, a predicted model, not a curated record
GCCCUCUAAACCAGCGAUCGCUACACUUCCAACCCUUUCAUUGUCUCUUUAUACAGUAUACCAAGCGAUAACAUAGCAGAUAUCUCUGACAAUUAUUGCCGCCGGCUUGUUAUUUUUGUUUAUCUCGAAAUCGGCGGGCCCGAAGCUUCUGUGUAAUAUCGUAUUGUAUCUAUAAAUUAUCGAGUGCCUUUUUCUGGUUUAUUCGCGCGCAUGGCUUCAUUCUACAAGUGGUACAACGCAAGACUGGCUGCUCGCCCUCUUCUCACGCAGUGUACAUCGACUGGAGUCCUUUUUGGUGUCGGUGAUGGACUUGCACAGGUUAUAGCGCCAGAUCCAGAACUCGGUGGAAAAUACGAUUACGUUCGUACUCUUCGAAUGGUCUUCCACGGUGGUGUCGUGUUUGCACCGUUGGUAUCGCAAUGGUACAAACUGAUUGGCACAAAGAUAAACGUACCAGGCAAGCCAUUCACUGAAGCAUUAGCGCGAAUGACGGCCGACCAGCUGAUUUGGGCCCCGUUCGGCAUUGCCUCUUUCUACGUCAGUAUGGGGGUUCUACAGGGCCAUUCCUUCGAGACUAUCAAAGGCGAGCUCAAAGCCAAGUAUUACCCUACAAUGAUGGGAAACUAUCUUGUCUGGCCGGCUGUGCAGAUCGUCAACUUCAGAUUCAUGCCGCUUGAGUACCGACUUUUGUUUGUCAACGUUGUCUCGAUCGCUUGGAACACGUUCUUGUCUUGGUUCAGUGCGGUGCCUGCGCCGGAAGGAAUAGCGGUUCUCGAGGAAGCGGAGCAUAAAUUUGAAGAGCUGGAGCACCGGGCCGAGGCCAAGAUUCUGAAGAAGGGAGAGUGAACUGGUGUUUGUGUAUUUACGGCUGGACCAGAAGUUUUAGAAGUUUUUGUAAAUAAAUUCA